AUGGCUAUGUUGAAGCUCCAUUUCAUACUUUCGCCCUGUGUGAUAGGAUUUGUGGCCGUCCUGUUACUAUCAGUCUCGACAAACCCUAGACCGGCGGUUACUGCUUGGGCGGACUCGGGUCCGGAAGACCUGGAUUUGGACUCGGAGAUUCUUCUAUUCCACCAGGACUACACUCCGCCGGCGCCGCCCCCUCCGCCGCCGCAUCCACCAUCGCUCUCCUGCCAGUCCGAUCUCGGUGGCAUUGGUUCAUUGGACACCACUUGUCAGGUGGUCUCCAGCUUGAAUCUAUCCAAGGAUGUGUACGUUGAAGGCAAGGGUAAUCUCGUAAUCUUGCCCAACGUUAUCGUUAAUUGUUCCUCUAUUUCUGGAUGCGAGUUCGCAGUGAAUGUUACCGGGAACUUCACUCUGGGUGAGAAUUCGACCAUCAUCUGUGGGACCUUUGAGUUGGCCUCGGAUAAUGCUAUUUUUGGGAAUGGUUCUGCUGUGAACACGACAGGGUUAGCUGGUUCUCCUCCGCCGCAGACCAGCGGGACCCCACAAGGAGUUGAUGGGGCUGGUGGGGGUCACGGUGGUAGGGGUGCUGCGUGUUUGAGAGAUAAGAGUAAGCUUCAGGAAGAUGUGUGGGGAGGGGAUGCAUAUUCAUGGUCUAGUUUGGGGAAGCCUUGGAGUUAUGGGAGUCGAGGAGGGACGACAAGCAAUGAAGUUGACUAUGGAGGCGGAGGAGGAGGAAGGGUGAUGCUUGUGGUUUCAAUGCUUUUAGAGCUGAAUGGCAGUAUUCUUGCUGAUGGUGGAGAUGGAGGUGUCAAAGGUGGAGGGGGUUCUGGGGGCAGCAUCUACAUCAAGGCUUAUAAGAUGAUUGGAACUGGCAGUAUACAUGCUUGUGGGGGUAGUGGUUUUGGUGGAGGUGGUGGUGGUAGAGUUUCAGUUGAUAUAUUUAGCAGGCAUGAUGAGCCGGUUAUUUCUGUACAUGGUGGGAACAGUCUCGGUUGCCCUGAAAAUUCUGGUGCUGCUGGUACAUUUUAUGAUUCCGUUCCUCGCAGCCUUACUGUCAGCAAUCAUCAGAAACCUACUUUUACGGACACACUCCUCAUGGACUUCCCUCAACCAUUUUUGACAAAUGUCUAUAUCCGGAAUCAGGCCAAGGCUGCCGUCCCCUUGUUGUGGAGCCGUGUCCAGGUUCAAGGACAAAUCAGUCUCUUGAGUGGAGGAGUGUUGAGCUUUGGGCUUGCACAUUAUUCAAUGUCAGAAUUUGAACUAGUGGCAGAAGAGCUAUUAAUGAGUGAUUCUGUUAUUAGAGUUUUUGGCGCCCUUCGGAUGUCUGUUAAGAUGUUUUUGAUGUGGAACUCAAAGAUGUCAAUAGAUGGCGGUGGAGAUGAAAAUGUUGAGACAUCUUCGCUUGAGGCUAGUAACCUCAUAGUCCUCAGGGAAUCAUCACUUAUCCAUUCAAAUGCUAACCUGGGAAUUCAUGGGCAAGGUUUAUUAAAUUUGUCUGGACCAGGAGAUUGUAUAGAAGCUCAACGCCUAGUUUUGUCGUUGUUUUAUAGUAUCAAUAUUGGACCUGGAUCUAUUCUGCGUGGUCCUUUAAAAAAUUCAGUGGAUGACGUUGUGACUCCAAAAUUGUACUGUGAUACGCAAGGUUGCCCAGCUGAACUGCUACGUCCACCUGAGGACUGCAAUGUGAAUUCGUCUCUGUCCUUUACUCUACAGCAGAUUUGUCGAGUUGAGGAUAUCUUGGUCGAAGGUUUUGUUGAAGGCUCAGUUGUUCAUUUCCAUAGAGCUAGGACCAUCACUGUUCCUUCAUCUGGAGUUAUAAGCACAUCUGGAAUGGGCUGCCAAGGUGGUGUUGGUCAAGGUAUAUUAUUGAGCAAUGGUCUUGGUAGUGGUGGUGGACAUGGUGGCAGGGGUGGGAUGGGAUGUUAUAAUGGCAGCUGCAUUGAUGGUGGUGUACCCUAUGGUGAUGCUGAAUUGCCUUGUGAGUUAGGUAGUGGGAGUGGAAAUGAUAGCAUGGCAAUAUCAACCAGUGGUGGUGGUAUUUUGGUUAUGGGCUCGUUAGAGCAUCCCUUGAUGAGUUUAUAUGUUGAGGGUUCUGUCAGAGCAGAUGGAGACAGCUAUACCGGCAGCCUUCAAAUGAAGAAUCCGUCCACUGAUGAUGUGAAUUUUGGACCUGGAGGUGGAUCCGGUGGUACUAUCUUAUUAUUUCUACGCUCUUUGACUCUGGGUAAAUUUGGCAAUUUAUCUAGUGUUGGAGGUCAUGGUAGCCUGAGUGGUGGUGGAGGAGGAGGUGGUGGACGGAUUCAUUUUCACUGGUCAGAUAUUCCCACUGGAGACGUAUAUUGGCCCCUAGCUACAGUUAACGGAACAAUUUCUGCAGGGGGUGGCAUAGGUGGCAGACAGAGUCACAUGGGUGAAAAUGGAACUCUCAGUGGUAAAGCAUGUCCUAAGGGGCUUUACGGAAUAUUCUGCGAGGAAUGUCCAAUUGGAACUUAUAAAAAUAUCACAGGAUCUGAUAGUUGUUUUUCAUGCCCAAGCAAUGAGCUUCCCAACCGUGCUGUUUACGUUCAUGUCCGAGGCGGUAUUACGGAGACACCUUGCCCAUAUAAAUGUAUUUCCGAGAGGUACCACAUGCCACACUGUUAUACUGCUCUUGAAGAGUUGAUAUAUACCUUUGGAGGACCCUGGCUAUUUGGCCUUCUGCUUUUGGGUCUUCUUGUUUUGCUUGCUCUAGUUCUGAGCGUUGCCCGGAUGAAGUUCAUUGGUGUUGAUGAGUUACCAGGCCCUGCGCCUACACAGGGUUCUCAAAUAGAUCAUUCAUUCCCUUUCCUGGAGUCCCUUAACGAGGUUUUGGAAACUAACAGAGUAGAGGAGUCUCAGAGUCAUGUACACAGGAUGUACUUACUGGGUCCAAACACAUUUAGUGAGCCCUGGCAUCUUCCCCAUACACCUCCUGAACAAGUAAAAGAAAUAGUAUACGAAGGUGCAUUCAACACUUUUGUCGACGAGAUCAACUCUCUUGCCGCAUAUCAGUGGUGGGAAGGGUCAGUGUAUAGUAUUCUUUGUAUACUUGCUUAUCCUUUUGCAUGGUCGUGGCAGCAAUGGCGGCGGAAAAUAAAGUUGCAGAAGAUAAGAGAAUUUGUCCGAUCUGAAUAUGACCAUGCUUGUUUACGUUCAUGUCGUUCGCGUGCUCUAUAUGAAGGUUUGAAGGUUGGCGCAACACCAGAUCUAAUGCUGGCUUACGUAGAUUUCUUCCUUGGUGGUGACGAAAAGAGAAAUGAUCUUCCUCCUCGUCUGCAUCAAAGAUUUCCCAUGUCUAUAUUAUUUGGAGGUGACGGAAGCUACAUGACUCCAUUCGUGCUUCAUAAUGACAACAUCCUCACCAGUCUCAUGAGUCAGUCUAUCCCUCCUACCACAUGGUACCGUUUGGUAGCUGGUUUGAAUGCUCAGUUGCGCUUGGUAAGAAGGGGCUGCCUUAGGAAAAAGUUGAGUCCUGUCCUUGAGUGGCUCGAAACAUUAGCAAAUCCAGCACUAAGGGUAUAUGGUGUGCAUGUGGAUCUUUCAUGGUUUCAAAAUUCAACUGAUGGCUAUCGCCAUUAUGGACUUCUGAUAUAUGCUCUGGAGGAGUUGGAUCGCAUGUCAGUAGCAUAUCAUGAUGAAGAACCUGGAAAUGAACACCGUUCAAGUGCCUUGGGUACGUAUCAGAAUGAUGAAACUUUGAAUAAGUUGUUGAGUCGGGCUCUGCGAACCGGUGAAGGUCACUGGAGAAGGAAUGUUUAUGGCGGGAUUCUAGAUUUUAACAAUUUGAAGGAGGUUGAGGAGAAAAGAGAUCUGUUUUUUGUCCUCUCUUUUCUACUUCACAACUCCAGACCUGUCGGUCACCAGGAUCUUGUUGGUUUGGUGGUCUCGAUCCUUCUUCUAGGAGAUUUCAGUCUAGUAUUGCUUACGUUGCUCCAGUUGUAUUCUUUUUCGCUAGCAGACGUCUUUCUUGUUUUGUUUAUUAUACCCCUUGGGAUAUUGCUUCCUUUCCCUGCUGGAAUCAAUGCUUUGUUCAGCCACGGACCCAGGCGAUCAGCAGGCUCAAGCGGCGUCGGGUCGCGUGUAGCACUGGACCCUGUGCAAAAAUUGCGAGGUGAGUUCGUGCACGCCUCAGGCAGCACACGAACUUCUCGCACAACUUGCACGUUUCUAGUACUGGCUCGCGCACAUGGUGACAUGCGCUUCGUGAAACCUGGACGUGAUUCGUGCACAAUCCUUGGGUAG
Molecule: messenger RNA, 4254 nt
Organism: Striga hermonthica
Lineage: Eukaryota; Viridiplantae; Streptophyta; Magnoliopsida; Lamiales; Orobanchaceae
Source: the annotation of a GenBank genome assembly